Messenger RNA from Colius striatus (speckled mousebird), 3258 nucleotides. RefSeq names its product insulin like growth factor binding protein acid labile subunit (gene IGFALS). Lineage: Eukaryota; Metazoa; Chordata; Aves; Coliiformes; Coliidae. Gene Ontology annotation, biological process: negative regulation of transforming growth factor beta receptor signaling pathway. The transcript has 2 exons. Gene Ontology annotation, molecular function: transforming growth factor beta binding. Bases 63 to 1892 code for a protein of 609 amino acids. Gene Ontology annotation, cellular component: plasma membrane; extracellular matrix. The record is from RefSeq and is a predicted model, not a curated record.
UCCAUCCCUGCGCAGUGCGCGGCGCUGGAGAGCGGAGAGGGAGCAGUGCCCGGCCCGGCACCAUGAGCGCAGCCAAAGUGGGCAUCGCCGUCCUGCUCCCUCUGGCCCUGCUGCUGGCCACGGGCUCCCCGGCGCCAGGCGGGGACGUGCCGAGGGAGCAGGGGGCCGCAGCCCCGCCGCGCUGCCCCAGCCCCUGCGCCUGCAGCCUGGACGACUACAGCGAGGAGCUGAACGUGUUCUGCAGCGGCCGCAACCUGACGCGGCUGCCCGAGGACGUGCCGCCCGGCGCCAAGGCUCUGUGGCUGGACGGCAACAACCUGCCGCUGCUGCCGGCCGCCGCCUUCAGGAACCUGUCGUCGCUGGACUUCCUGGACGUGCAGAGCAGCCAGCUGGCCGCGGUGGAGCAGCACGCCUUCCACGGCCUGCGCGGCCUCUACCACCUGCACCUGGAGCGCAACCGCCUCAGGCACCUGGCGCCACACACCUUCCUGCACACCCAGAACCUCGUGUCGCUCAGCCUCAACAACAACCACUUCAGCAAGGUGGAGGAAGGGCUGUUCGCCGGGCUCUCCAACCUCUGGUACCUGAACCUGGGCUGGAACUCGCUCGUGGUCCUGCCCGACAAGGUCUUCCACGACUUGCCCAACCUGAGGGAGCUGAUCCUGGCCGGGAACAAGCUCCCUUACCUGCAGCACCAGCUCUUCUGCAGCCUGACCGAGCUGAAGGAGCUGGACCUGAGCGGGAACGCGCUCAAGGGCAUCAAGAUCAACAUCUUCGUGAAGCUGCAGAAGCUGCAGAAGCUGUACCUGAACCACAACCAGAUCACGGCCAUCGCGCCCCGCGCCUUCAUGGGCAUGAAGUCCCUGCGCUGGCUGGACCUGUCCCACAACCGCCUCGUCUCGCUCUUCGAGGACACGUUCCUGGGGCUCCUGAGCCUGCACGUCCUGCGCCUCUCCACCAACUCCAUCGCCAGCCUGAGGCCCAGGACUUUCAAAGACCUGCAGUUCCUGGAGGAGCUGCAGCUGGGGCACAACAGGAUCCGGAGCCUGGCAGAGAGGACCUUCGAGGGGCUGGGCCAGCUGGAGGUGCUCAGCCUCAACAACAACCAGCUGCAGGACAUCAGGGUCGGGGCGUUCCUGGGGCUGCACAACGUGGCGGUGAUGCAUUUGUCCGCCAACUGCAUCAAGGCUCUCCCGGAUUACGUGUUCAAGGGGGUGGGCAAGUUGCACAGCCUGCACCUGGAGCACAGCUGCCUGGGCAGGAUCCGGGCAAACACCUUCUCGGGCCUCUCGGGCCUGCGGCGCCUGUUCCUGCAGCACAACGUCGUCUCCAGCAUCGACGACCACAGCUUCGGCGAGCUGCACGAGCUGCUGGAGCUCGACCUGAAGCACAACAGGCUGAGCCACCUCUCGCCACAGCUCUUCGUGGGGCUGAGCAACCUGGAGUAUCUCUUCCUCUCCUCCAACCAGCUCCUGGAGAUCUCCCAGGACGCCUUCGGCCCGCUCCAGAGGCUCUUCUGGCUCGACCUGUCGCACAACCAGCUGGAGACGCUGGACAACGCCGUCAUCUCCCCCCUGGCCAACCUGCGCUACCUCAGCCUGAGGAACAACUCUCUGGAGACCUUCUCGGUGGGUUUCCUGUGCAGCCCCUUCUCCCUGGAGCAGCUGUGGCUGGGGGGCAACAACUGGCACUGCAACUGCUCCCUGAAGGGGCUGCGGGACUUCUCCCUGCAGCACCCCGUGGUGGUGCCGCGCUUCGUGCAGUCCGUGGCCGAGGGGGACGAUGCCCACGUCCCCGUCUACACCUACAACAACCUCACGUGCCUGCACCCGCCGGCCGUGGCGGGGCUGGACCUGCGCGACACCGCCAACGACACCUUCGCUCACUGCUGAGCUGCUCCCAGCACAGACCCUGGCCAGGACACCUCUGUCACUGCUGAGCUGCUCCCAGCACAGACCCUGGCCAGGACACCUCUGUCACUGCUGAGCUGCUCCCAGCACAGACCCUGGCCAGGACACCUCUGUCACUGCUGAGCUGCUCCCAGCACAGACCCUGGCCAGGACACCUCUGUCACUGCUGAGCUGCUCCCAGCACAGAUGCUGGCCAGGACACCUUCGCUCACUGCUGAGCUGCUCCCAGCACAGACCCUGGCCCAGGACACCUUCAGCCACUGCUGAGCUGCUCCCAGCACAGACCCUGGCCAGGACACCUCUGUCACUGCUGAGCUGCUCCCAGCACAGACCCUGGCCAGGACACCUCUGUCACUGCUGAGCUGCUCCCAGCACAGACCCUGGCCAGGACACCUCUGUCACUGCUGAGCUGCUCCCAGCACAGACCCUGGCCAGGACACCUCUGUCACUGCUGAGCUGCUCCCAGCACAGACCCUGGCCAGGACACCUUCGCUCACUGCUGAGCUGCUCCCAGCACAGACAGACCCUGGCCAGGACACCUCUGUCACUGCUGAGCUGCUCCCAGCACAGACAGACCCUGGCCAGGACACCUCUGUCACUGCUGAGCUGCUCCCAGCACAGACAGACCCUGGCCAGGACACCUCUGUCACUGCUGAGCUGCUCCCAGCACAGACCCUGGCCAGGACACCUCUGUCACUGCUGAGCUGCUCCCAGCACAGACAGACCCUGGCCAGGACACCUCUGUCACUGCUGAGCUGCUCCCAGCACAGACCCUGUCCAGGACACCUCUGUCACUGCUGAGCUGCUCCCAGCACAGACCCUGGCCCAGGACACCUCUGUCACUGCUGAGCUGCUCCCAGCACAGACCCUGGCCCAGUCCCAACAGGGCAGCAGCGGGACCCUCUGCCUCUGAGCCCACCCCACGGCAGCCUGGCUCGGUGCUGGGCUGGGCAGCUGCUCCUCGGGCUUCAAACUGAGACCUCCCAGUCCUUUAAUAUUUAAGCAUCAGCUCCUGGGUCAGUGUGGUCACUCCUGGGUCAGGGUGGUCUCUCCUGAAUCCCCCCAUCAGGAGCACGGGCAGCUCUGAGCCUCAGGGGUUGAGGGGGAAGAGCUGCAGCCCCAGCCUGGAGCCCUCCCCAGGGCGAGGGGCAUCCCAGGACUCAGCAGUGGGACACAGCACAGCGUCUUCCUGCCACAGAGCAGCCAAGAAACCCCCAGAGUCCCCCCCAGGCUGUGUGAGGCUUGGGGAAGGGGUAGAGGACUCGCUCUAACCCUCCCUGGCGCUGGCCGGGUGCAGAUGAGCCACACACGUCACUUCCCUGAUAAACCCCAGCAGACAAAUAAACCU